GUUUGCGGAAAUAGCAGAGACGGACGCUAAGGUGCACAAAUCACUAGAAAUUCAUUCUGUGACUUUGUUUUCUAACUACUUUUACGACAUAAUUUCGACGACUCAAGAAAUUUAGUUGUUUUCUGGUUCAUUGGACGCCGUAUUACGUCGGAUUUUUAUGUGAACAACAGAGUGUUCUCAUCUGGCAUUGUUGGGACAUACGAUUUAUUCUCUCCCACGAUUUCAGUUUGAGAUCAAAACCUCUUGACUUUUCCUGAGGGUACAGAUCACAGAAAAAGUUUAUUUACUAAAGACGAUCACUUUUUGUGGUGGAUUUGUUCAAAAUGGAGAUGUAUUGGGUUAUCAAAGCUUCCUUAGAACUCAUUUUUGUGAUGGCGAGUAUGGUUGUGAUGUCUUCCGCAAAUUGCCCAGAUCCUGGCUUUCCUGCUCAUGGCAAUAGAACUGUAUCUCCUGUGGAUGACGGAACCAUCAUUAGUUUCUCAUGUGAUCCUAACUAUACUCUCAGGGGAGCCAAAAAGAUCAUAUGCAUUAAAGGACGUUGGAAUGGGAAAAAACCAAUAUGCAAGGCAUCAGGUUGUCCCCUACCACCACCCCCUUUUCCCAAUGCACAUCAGAAAAGUCAGUUGCCGCAAAACACUAUAGGGAGUUAUGCAGAAUAUGAAUGUGAUAAAGGCUAUACUUCUGAAGGAAGACCAACAAAGAUCCUGUGCGAUAAGGACCAUGAUUCGCAAGGGUAUUCCUGGAAUGGUAACAUCACUUGUGAAAAAAUAAGAUGUGGUCCUCCUCCAAAGAUAGCCCACAGCAACGUUACCACUAGCCACAAUUCAGAUGGCACCAUUACAUAUGCAACAUACCAUUGUUUUUCUGGCUAUGCAAUUCUGGACUUUAGAGAUAAGCUACAACCUUCGUUUGUAAUGUCAUGUGAUGAAGGACAACUUUGGGGAAAGAUUAAAACCCCUAAAUGUGUGAAAACCUGCCGCACAUCAGAUGUAAAAAUUGACCAUGGUAUCCUUAGUGAACCCCGCUAUACUACUAAAGACGAACAAAAAAUUUUCACAGAAAAUGAGACUGCAACAUUUUCUUGUGAAAGUCAUUACAAGCUCGAAGGAAAUAGUGAGCUGAAAUGUAUGGAAUCUGGACUCUGGUCUGAUAAGGCUCCACGCUGUGUGAUAAACAUCUGUACAAGUCCAGGAGAUAUAGAACAUGGCAGGGUCACUUUUGAUAACCAUAAAGCCGAUCAGACAACCUCUCCUAUUGGGACCGUUGCCAGGUUCCGCUGCAACGUUGGGUUCAAACUAGUUGGUAAUAGUACACGGCAGUGUCAACCGGGUGGCCACUGGAGUGGACAGCGUACCCCAAUCUGUCAAAAAUCUAUGCUGAAAUGCGAGCAACAGAAUCUUAUCGACGGUGAAUAUCAACCCAAAAAAGCGAACUAUUUCCUUCAUGAUAAAAUAACACCGCAUUGCAAACCUGACUACUAUCUAUGGGGGCCGCCGAGUUUGACCUGCUCGGACUUCGCUGACUCCGCUGUUUGGCUUUAUCCAGGCUGUAAUAACAAAGAUGUACCUACGGAGUUAUUUAAUUGUAACGAGACCCCGGAGCCAGAGUGUGUAACUUCGACAGAAUUCGAUAAGAAGUGCGAAAACGUGGGCGGCCGUGCAACGCUUAUAUCGAAGAAAGGCAGGGAUUCUAUGAUCUGUGAGAAGUUACCAGAGGAGCCUGAUGUGCCCGACGAUUCUCAAAAGCCAAAUAGGGAACUGGAUAAGAUGACAAUUGUUAUCGCAAGUACAGGCUCAACCUUGGGUGCUUUGGUAGUUUUAUUGGCAGCCCUAUAUUGCUUUCGGCAACGAAUCCGGCGAUUGCGGCGCCCUUCGUACAGGAGCCGACGAUACAGCGACGAUGAUAGGAUUGCGUUCAUUGCGUACGCAGGAGACGUUCAUUUUAUUUUGCCAUCGUAUGAUGAGGCUAUGAGUCAAGUGGAGCGCUCCCCGCCUCCGUUUGAAUCAGUUGUAGGAGGCGCUCAAGGAAGUGCCAAUCGAUCUACAACAGACAGAAAUGGUAAUCAGAGUACCAACCAGUCUGGUAAUACAGGGUUAAAUCAUACGGCUACAAGUACAAACCCUGCAACCGAAGGCGAUGACUUAAGAACUGCUCAAGAAUUAGCACAAGGACAGUCGAUCCGUGUCGUUAGUAACCCAUUAGCGGAAAACGUGCGUGAUACGAUUUGUAGUUCAACAACACAAAACGUCGAUCACGUAUCCAGUAGCGAAAGCACAAGAAGAAUUGGUUUCUCCGAUGAACGUGCAUGUGUUAACGCUCCUGGUGAAGAGCCUUCGCCGAAUCGUCCGUCCGAAGAUAUCCCGAGCUGCUCCUCGGAAGAAGAUCUCACAUCCAAUCAAACGCAGCCGUUGCUCCCGAGCAGCCGGAGUGGCGUUAUGGCGUGAUGAAUAUCUGGGAUUUGAUGUAACGGAACUUAAAUGUGUUGAAGGCUGUAUUCAGUGUCGGCUGCUGUUAAAUUGUCGAUUCCAACAAAUGAUCAGUCGAUAGAAAGAGAAAGGGAAAAAGAGAGAAAAAAGAGGAUCAAAUGCCAAAUCUUCGUGGCAGGGUUCAUCUGAUUGGAGCAACAGCGUUAAAAUUAUGGAAACUUAAGGGCAAUUUCUGCUCUUGAAAUAGGACGUGAUGCUUGAUUUUUGUUUGUUUGAUUGUUUAUUUUUGCAAUUUCUCAUCUUUAUUUUUAUAUUCAUUGUUAUUUCUAUUCACUGUAUUUGUUCCUUAGAAGUGCAGGGAAUUGAAAUGAACGCCGUUUUAACCAAAGGAAAGAGACAGGCCCCAACACGUUCUAUUUCCCUGUCUCUUCUCUUUCUCUCUCGUUAUGUCCCCUAACUUUUGAUUGUUGCAGCCACGCCUGAAUACAAUAUUAACAAAGGAAAGCUAAAUUACAUAAUUACUAUCUCAUAAAAUAAGUUAUUUUUUCGAUGAAACGAUUACUGUUUUGCCUCAACUUAUAUUUUGAGUCCUCAACGGAUGUAGCUACAUGUAUAUUUUGAACAGAUAUUUUGUGUCCAUGUCUUGUGAUUGUUCUCUUUUGCCUGUAAAGCAAACUUAAGGAAUCAUUCAACUACCUUUUACCAAAUAUCGAUCGUUCUCACGCCAUAUUUUCAAGUAUAUUAAUAGGGAUAACUGGUUAGAAAAGCCGGAAAACAUUGAAGGCGAUAAAAAGAUCCAGUGAACCAUUUUUCAUCUUUUUUUUUUUUUCUUUUCGGAAUGAAUUUAUGGAAGUGUGUCUUCCUUUUAGCUUAACACAAUUGAUAUAUUCGAAUGCGUCCAGCUCAGUCAUGUGCAAGAAACCAAGCAAAAACAUACAGCAAAGAAAUUUUGGACUCAUUUUGAGGGUUUCCUAAGCAGUUACUUUUGUUCAUUAUGGUUCAAACGAAGAACAAAUAGUUUCCAAUCAUCGCACACCGUGAACUAAAGCAAGCAAUUUAUUUGCUGCCUUUCAAUGUCUGAACAUUUUCGUAAAGUGAGUAAUA
Molecule: messenger RNA, 3530 nt
Organism: Pocillopora damicornis (cauliflower coral)
Lineage: Eukaryota; Metazoa; Cnidaria; Anthozoa; Scleractinia; Pocilloporidae
Product: sushi, von Willebrand factor type A, EGF and pentraxin domain-containing protein 1
Source: RefSeq, a predicted model, not a curated record